AUGAGCACCCGUAAUCGCACCCCGCCGCUCCUAGAACCCUACCUCCACCUUCCCCCCGCGGGCUCUCAACUUCUCCUCACCGGCGUCCUCGACUCGACUCCAAACUGGCUAGUCACCCGCCUCCUCCGCAGCGCACUUACCUCCAACUCUGAAUCAGAGUCACCAGAAGAGAAGGAUGUUACAGUAGUACUGGUAUCAUGGUUACGCGACUACGAUUUUUGGAAGAACGAGGUCAGACGGGGUGCUGGUGUCGAUCUUGCGCGUCUGGCUCAACAGGAUAAAUUUGUCUUUGUGGAUGGCUUGACGCACUUGUUUCCUGUCAAUGCGACGUCGAGCGCAAUCACUGCUGCACCACUGGCACAGCAGUCUAUACAGCCUGUACAAAGAAGCCUGCCUGCGAGGAACACUCCAGCUUCGCCGUUACCGAGUCGAGGUGGCCCGCUGCCAUCUCGAGGCCCCAUACCCUCGCGCGGUCCUCCAGUGCACACACCCGCUCCCUCGCAAUCGCAACCACAAGUAUCAGGGCAACAGACACAACCACAAAUCCAGCAACAACAACAACCUUCGAAAACGACCCACCUCAAAGACGCUUCAACAUCCUCAACCCACAGCGCCCUCACAACCCUCCUCUCAGCCCUGCAAUCCUCCCACCCCAACCGCAAAAUCCACUUGAUUCUGGACUCACCAACCCUCCUCCUCUCUACCACUGCUACCCCCUCCGCCUCUGCCUUGUCCUCUCUCCUCCUAUCUUUACGCUCGCUCGUCACGACAAGCACCUUGAUCACUCAAGCCGAUUCGCCCUUCCUCUCUGCCGCGCUGCCAGAUACAUCUCAUCAGUCAACGCCGCUGGAGGCAGCUCAUGCGGCUUUUGUGGUGCAGCAGGCCCAUGUGAGUAAAUGGGUGUUGAGUUUGAGGCCACUGGAUACAGGAAAAGCUAGAGAUGUCAGUGGUGUGAUUAGGGUGAGUCGGGGUGGUGCUUGGGAUGAUGACGAUGAAGAGAAAGAAAAAGAGCAACAGAAAGAGUUGGAAGCCUUGUAUUUUGUGCAAAGCGAUGGUGGAGUCAGGGUGUUUGAGAGGGGUGAGGCUAGCGUUGGUUGA
Molecule: messenger RNA, 1098 nt
Organism: Aureobasidium namibiae CBS 147.97
Lineage: Eukaryota; Fungi; Ascomycota; Dothideomycetes; Dothideales; Saccotheciaceae
Exons: 1
Coding region: 1-1098 (365 amino acids)
Biological process (GO): tRNA wobble uridine modification
Cellular component (GO): elongator holoenzyme complex
Source: RefSeq, a predicted model, not a curated record